Messenger RNA from Paramecium pentaurelia, 3657 nucleotides. NCBI's taxonomy places the organism in Eukaryota, Ciliophora, Oligohymenophorea, Peniculida, Parameciidae. The record is from the annotation of a GenBank genome assembly.
AUGAUUAAGGAAGUUAUUUUAGAGAAUUUUAAAUCUUAUUAUGGGGAACAUCGUAUUAUUUGUGGAUAACAUUUCAAUUCAAUAAUAGGUCCUAAUGGGUCAGGCAAAUCAAAUUUUAUAGAUGCGAUAUAAUUUGUAUUUGGAAAAAGAGCAACUUCUAUGAGAUGUAAAACAGUCUCUUAGUUGAUUUCAGCAGGAAUGUCAGAAUGUAGAGUUGAAGUUGUAUUUGAUGGAUUUGUUUUAAAAAGAACAAUAAAAGGAAAUACAACAGAAGUAUACAUUGAUAAUGAACCAGUUAAGUAAGUGAAAUUACAUUAAUAUUUGAAAUCUAAGAAUAUUGAUGCCACAAAUAAAUUCAUAAUUUUAUAAGGAGAGGUAGAAUCAAUAAGUAUGAUGAAACCAAAAUCUGGGAAUUUUGAAUAGCCAGGAUUAUUAGAGUAUAUUGAAGAAGAAUAUUAAAAGGAACAGAUGGAAGAAUCUUUUAAAAAGAAAUAAAUUGCUUAAAGCAGAUAUUUUGAAUCUUAAGAAAAAGCAAAUAUUGCUUAACAUACUUUAAAUGAAAUAAAAGGAAUGGUAGAUUUAGCAGAAUUUGUUAAAAGUGUUUAUAGUAGAAUUUUUAGAGUUUAACUUUGUUAGAUUGAAAUAUUAAAAAAGGAAUAAAUAUUAUGUUAAUUAGAGGAUGAAAUAAUGAAUGAAAAUGCAGAAAUUCUAUUAUAAACUGAAUGUAGAUAAAGAUAAAUGGAUGAUUUGAAAAUUUUAAGGGGAGAAAAAGAAAGGAUUGAUUAAGAAAUAAAGGAUAAUGAAAAUUAAUAGAAAAUUAUUAAUUUAGAAAUAAAUUCAAUAAAUAAUAAGUAUGAUUAAAAUGAAGAAUUAGAAUGUUAAUUAAAUAUUAAUAAAUUACAGAAAUAAAUUGAUGAUUUAAUUAAAGAAAAAGAACUUUUGGAAUAGGAUUAAAGAAAAUUUGAAUAAAUGAUACCAGAAAAAUAAAAUAAGGUAGAUAAAAUAGAAAAAGAAAAAAAUAUUGCAGAAACACAUUAUAAUAAAUUGAAAACAGAUCUCAAAGUUGAAUCUCGAUUUUUAAUGAAGUAAAAAGAAGAAUUAGAAUAAAAGCUUAAGCCUUUUAAUAAAUAGAUUCAUGAUUUAUAAGUUUAAUUAGAAAAAUUAUAAUUAGAAAAAGAAAGAACUAGUAAAAGUCCUGAUGAAUUUUUAAAUUAACUUGAUUAAUUUGAUAAAAAAACAACAUAAUUAUAGGUUUAAAUAGAAUAAAUUAAUAGUUAUAUAGAGAGAUAAUUAGAUUUAUAAAGUUUGAUAAGAGAUUCAAAAGAAAAGACAUUAAAAGAAUUAAGUGAGAAAAAAUCAGAAGAGAAAAGAUUAAUUAAUGAAAUUGCUUAAAAAUAAGAAAGAUUAGAUUAAAAUAAUGAAGAUAGAAAAGAGAAAAAUUAAUAUUCAACAGUAUUAAGAGCAUUAACAAGAGCAUCUUAAGCAGGUUAAUUAAAAAUUUGUGGAAGAUUAGGAGAUUUAGGAACAAUUGAUCCUAAAUAUGAAUGUGCUAUUACAACAGCUUGUCCUGGAUUGGAUGGUAUAGUUGUGGAAAAUGAUUAAGAUGCCGUAGAUUGUAUUAAUUUUUUAAAAUAGAAUUAAGUAGGCAGAGCUUUAUUUAUACCUAUAAACAAAGUACCUGAAAAUGUUAUAUAAUUUAUGGAAAGACCAUUUAAAUCACUUGAUAAGACUCUUAGAUUAUUUGAUUUAAUCAAUUUUAAAGAUACAAAAUAUAGAGGUGUUUUCUAUAAUUUAUUAAGAGAUACAUUAGUUGUAGAUAAUAUUGAGAUUGCAAGAGAUAUUGGAAUAGGUUAAAGAAAAAGAGUUGUAACAUUAGAUGGUAAAUUAGUUGAAUAAAGUGGAGUCAUGUCAGGUGGUCCAGAAUAGAGGAAAGGAGGAAUGUCUAGUAAAUUUUAUGAGGAACUUUCUAAUGAUUAAAGAGAAUAAUUAAUUAAGGAAAGAAACUAACUCAAAGAAAAAUUAGAUUAAACUAAAUUUGAAAUCUUAGCACUUGAAAAAAAGUUGAGAGAAACCUUAUCUGAUGAAGAAAUGGUCAAUUCAAAACAUAAAUAAAGAUUGGUUGAUAAAAAUAUGCUUUAAGAAUAAAUUAAUGAUAAUAAAAAGUAAAUGGAAAUCCUUUAGAUUUAAUAUUAAGAAUGCCAUUAUAAUUAAUAGAAAAAUUAAGAAGUUAAAAAAGAGAUUGAAGUUAUAUAAAGAGAAAUAGAAAAAGUCUAAAGUAAAACUUGUUUAGAUUAAUAAGAUCUAUAAGGAAUAGAUGAUAAAUUAAAAGAAAUUGCUAAUCAAGAUCUCAAUUCUGCUAAAGAUAUGUUUAGUAAUUAUACUUAAACAUUUGAAACAUAUUAAUAAGAACUUCUUAAAGUUAUUACAUAAAAAACUAUUACUGGUAAAAAAAUUGUUUAAAAUACUUAAAAUAUUCAAUUAGAGACUGAAAAUUUGGAAAAAUUAAAGGAAUAACUAAAAAGAAUAUAAGAUAAAAAAUAUUAAGAUAGUAAUGUUGUAGAAGUACAUAAAUAAUAAUUACAUCGAUUAUAAAGUUCAUUAAAUGUAGUCAAAGCAUAAUAAGCAAUAUUCUCUAAAUAAAUUGAUGAUCUAGUAAAAACAAUUACAUCUAUUAAUACAGUGAUUGAAGAAACAGAAGAUAAAAAACAAGCAUUUAUCUUAAAAAAAAACAUAGAAAAAUAAGAUUAAGAAAAAAAUAGAAUAAAAUAAAGGGAAUUAAUAGAUGAACAUAAAGAAUACUUUUUAGCAUUUAAUUCAGAUUCUGGAAAUCCUAAUUUAUUUUUUUAAAUCCAUCAAGACAACAUUUUUUGUUAAUAAUUACUUACAGAAAUAUAAAAAGUUAGAAAUGAAUAUUAUUAAAAAUUUAGGGAAUUUUUUAUUCCUGCAGGAAUUGAGGAAUUCUUACCAGAAUCUAUACCAAAAGAUAUUUAACUUAUAAAAGAUGCUAGUAAAUUAUUUGCAAAAUAAUAAAACUUAAUUGAUAUCUAUACUGAAUUAGGAACAUCUGAUAAUAAAAAUAAGGAUAAAAAUUUAAUGAAAAUUUUUAUGGACAGAUCAAUAGAUUAUGAAAUUAAGUUAAAAAGAGCAAAAGAUGAUGAAAUUAAUUUUUAAUAAGAAAAAUCAAGUAAUGAAGAUCUAUUUUAAGAAAGAAAAAUAUAAUUUGCUAAAACUUUAAAAAAUGUUGAAUUAAAAUUAUAAGAAAUAUAUAAACAUCUCAGUAUGGGAGGGGAAGCAGAAAUUAAAGUUAUUGAUGAAUUAGAAAUUUUUAAAGAAGGAUUAUAAUUUAUGGUAAAACCUCCAAAUAAAACAUGGAAAUAGAUAUCUAAAUUAUCAGGAGGUGAAAAAACAUUAGCUUCUUUGAGUUUGAUGCUUGCAAUACAUUUCUAUAGACCAACUCCAAUAUAUAUACUUGAUGAAAUUGAUGCAGCUUUAGAUUUUAAAAAUGUUAAAAUAGUAGCAGAAUUUUUGGAUAAAAUAGAUUCUCAAUUUAUUAUUGUUUCAUUAAGAACCAAUAUGUUUGAAAAAGCAACAAAUCUUAUUGGACUAUAUAUGAGAGACACCAAUCAUUCAACAGAAGUUAUUUAAUUAGAAAUCUGA